Messenger RNA from Hydra vulgaris (swiftwater hydra), 4444 nucleotides. Its product is annotated as C-myc promoter-binding protein. The record is from RefSeq and is a predicted model, not a curated record. Lineage: Eukaryota; Metazoa; Cnidaria; Hydrozoa; Anthoathecata; Hydridae. Gene Ontology annotation, biological process: regulation of Rab protein signal transduction. Gene Ontology annotation, molecular function: protein binding. Gene Ontology annotation, cellular component: cytoplasmic vesicle.
UUUUAUUAAAUAUAUAGUUUUAUUAACAUUGUAACCAUUGUGAUGGUACCACUGUAGAUGGGUUUCAGUGGAUGAUCAAUUAAUAAAGUUGGUAUGAUUGAAGAACAUAGGGUAGCUGAUUACUUUGUUACUGUUGGACUAAACAAUUUAGGAAAGCCAGAAUGUGACUAUGAAACAUUAGAACCUAUUACAGACCUUGCUGUUAUUUUCAAAAGUGCUGGGGAGGAGCCUCCAGAUGGUUUUGAAUGUAUUGAGACUACUCCAAGCGGAUUGCCUGCAAACUUGAAUCAUGGUUCAUUACGCAGCCCUACUUGUUAUUUGUGUUUCCGUAGAGGAAGAGAUAAACCCCCACUUACUGAUAUUGGAGUUCUUCAUGAAGGCCGUCAAAGAUUAAUGCAUGGUUGUGAUAUUGUUUUAAAAACUCCAUCAAAGUUGUUUGCAAAUGUAAACAAUGCAAGUAAUUCGCGUUUAUUUAUAACAUAUCGAAGAGCAUCUCCUCAGUUUGCUCAUUCAUCACUUGCUGUUAUUGAUAUAUGUGUGAUUAUUACUAAUAAGGGAGAAAAACCACCACAUGCUUUUUGUUUAAUUGACAGAAAUUUAAAUCAAGGGCUUGGAGGUUCUGCUGUUUACCUUUGCUAUAGAAAAUCUUUAGCAAGAACAAACUCACUUACCUAUUCAGCAGAAAUAAUUAGCAAGUACCCGACAACAGAUUACAAAGACUAUCCACUUCCAGACUCAGUCCAGCUUUUUUGCUUACCGCUUGGUGCAGUUAUUGAAUGCUGGCCAGAGACUGCUCAACCUCCUCUUCCAAUUUUCUCUACCUUUGCUCUGACAGAUGCCAAAGGUGAAAAGAUAUAUGGUGCUGGAGUAACAUUUUUUGAAGAGUUUCCAAAGGAAAACUUUACUGAAGAAGUCAACGCUCUACUUCUUCAACAGCAAAAGAACUAUAAAGAUCAACGUCUAGUGGCUCAAACAAACAAAUGCAUUUGUUUGCUAUCUCGUUAUCCUUUUUUUGAUGCAUUUCGACGAUUUCUAAUGGCACUCUACAGAAUAAGUGUAUCUGGCAAACAAAAUAUUCCUAUCGAAAGGUACAUUUCUCAUUUUAUGCACAAUGUACCAUUUCCAACUCCUCGAAAACCAAGAGUGUUUGUACAGAUGACUCAUGAAGGAUUUGAAAUUACAGAGCCUUCUAAUGGUCCUUUACCCGUAAGUGGUGCCUCGUAUACAGCGUUACUUCGUUGUCUUGGCACUGAAAAUACUCUAACUCUUCUUGCGUGUAUAUUAACUGAACAAAAAAUACUUGUUCAUUCACUGCGGCCUGCACUUCUAACCAGUGUUGGAGAAGCACUUACUUCGUUAAUAUUUCCCUUUCAAUGGAAGUGUCCUUAUAUUCCUCUGUGUCCUUUAGUAUUAGCAGAUGUUCUUUCUGCCCCUUUUCCAUUUAUUUAUGGAAUUGAUUCACGUUACUUUGAUCAAGGAUCUCCACCGUGUGAUGUGACAUGUGUAGAUCUUGACACAAAUAUGAUUACACAGGCAAGUGAAACAAGAGAUUUCAAGCAAAUUAAUUGGAAAUCAUUACCAAAGAAACCAUGCAAAGUUUUAAAAGAUAAAUUGGAUGAAGUAUUUUUACAGUUACAUAAUGUUCCAAAUGAAGAUAAUAAUUCAGCUGUUGAAAUGGCUCCAUUAAAUGUAGAUUCUGUGUCUGUCUCAAGAAAGGAAAAUAUUGAAGUAGAUAUUCAAGAAGCAUUUUUACGGUUUCAUGCCCAAAUUCUUCAGGGUUAUGAUCAGUAUCUGCUUCCAAUUACAUCACGCCCUAAUAUUGGAUCAAGAGAUUUAACUACUCUAUUUGAUCUAGCUGGUUUUAUGAAGAGUCGUCCUCGUGGUACUGAGAAAUUUUUUCAGCUACUUACUAGAACUCAGUUGUUUAAUCACUUUGUUGAAAUUCGUUCAUUAUCAUCUUCAAAUGAUGCAGUUCUUAUGUUUUUUGAUGAAUGUAUUGAUAAGUGUGAUACGCCAGCACGAUUAUUGCACAAUGAACGUUUUUCAAAUAGCUUUACAACAGUUGUGGUUACACCUCCUGAUAAAAAUGGAUUACCUAAGGAUGAUUAUUAUAUCUACAAUGGUUUCCCAAAGUUUAAACCUGAGUUGUUCAUUCAAAUACCUUCUUCUCUUAAUAACACAUCGUACUCUCACCUAAAUACGCCACCACGAUCACCUGUUGUUGGGCGCACUAAACAUGAAAGAGAGCAAGGGUCUGUGAGUGCUAAAAAGCAGGCAAACAGUCCUAUGAUGUGGGCAAGAUGUUUACUUGGUCAUUGCUACACAAUAUGGUUCAUUCAGCUCCCUGCUUUUGUGAAGUAUCAUCAUGACAAAAAAAGUAUGUUAUACACUGCAUUUGAUAUAUUACAAAAUAUAAGUAAAUCAAAAGCUAAACUACCUGAUGAGGUUUGCUUUCGUGUUUUGAUGCAGCUGUCUGGCCAAUUCAAUCAUCCAGCUUUAGCUGUUAAGGUUUUAUUUGAAAUGAAAAGAAUAGGAUUGCAGCCUAAUGCUGUUACAUGGGGUUAUUAUCAUAGGGCAGUUUUAGAAGGAGAAUGGCAACCAGAAGAGUUAAGAAGCUCACCACAAAAGUUGUGGAACAAAGCUCGCAUCGUUUUUUCUGUUAUACAUGCUUUUAAAAAAUCCCACAAGGAUUCUAAAAAGCUAGUAAUUUUAAAUGAAAGCGAGGAUGACCUUUCAAGAGUUGGUAUUAAUCCUAUUGUCAACACAUUAAUACAACUUGAAACUGAAAGUGUAGGUGCUGCCUCUGAUGGUGGGUAUAGUUCAGAGUUGCUAUCAACAGAAGAUUUAACAAGACAACAACCAGUUACAGAAUGUUUAAUUGAAUUUGGCGAAGAACCAAAGAAGUCUCUAAGUAGCAAUAAUAUUGUUUCUUUGAAAAAACAUAUUCGAAAUCUAAGUAUGAGCAGUCAGAUUUCAGAUAAUGAAAUUAUCAAUCAAAUCAAAAUUAAUAAGCUCAAAGAAACAUCUCGUUCUUUAAGUACAAGCAUGGUCGAUAGUCAAACUACUUCUCUCGAAAAAAUGUGGAACAAUAAUUUAUCUCUGGGUAGUUCAUGUCCAAAGUCGUUUUAUGUUCAAAAAUCUCCUAUCUCCUUGGAGGCUGUGAUAUGCAGCAGUCAAAUAUGUUCAACAUGUGAUAAAAUUAUCUAUGAUGAAGAAGUUAUGGGGGCAUGGAGUGCUGAUGAUUCAAAUCUCAAUAUAUUGUGUCCAUUUUGUCAAACAAAACGAGUACCAAUGCUAGAGAUUAAGUUAAAAGAUUAUUCACAGAAUUUGGGCUCAAGAAAUAAUAUUGAAUGUAAAGAAGGUUGUGUUUCAAAUCAAAAUUCAUUUUCGCUUUCUAGCCUCAGUGAUUCAUUAGUCUCAAAAGUUCCUUCUGAAAAAGAAACAAGCUCAAUUCAGCAAUUGGAAGACUUUUUUUCUUCUUCAUUGGAUCAGUUACCAGGAACUUCUGCAAAACCUGCCUCUGUAAAGCAUGAAAGUGCAUUGAAUAGUCUUAAUACAGUUGAGGAUAACUUCAAUGCUUGUUCAAGCCCAAGUCACAGCUCAUCAGGUGCAGUCGGAACACCACAGAGACCUUUAAUUGUAAAACAUAGAAAAACAAUCAGUAAUUGUAGCACUGGUGUCAGUUCAUUUUUGGACUCGCCAGUAGAAUCAGAAUCUUGCUCAGUACCUUACUUGAGUCCUUUGGUACUUCGCAAGGAAGUUGAAAACUUGCUUGAAAAUAAUGGUGAUCAUGUGUUACAAACAGCUGAAAUAGUGAAAGAGAAACCAAUCUUGUUCUGGAAUAUGGUUUGGUACUUUCGAAGGUUGGCUCUACCCAGUCAUUUACCUAUGUUGCUUUCUGCUUCACGUGGAAAACAUAUUAGUCUUUCCUCCAAUGAAGUUGUUAUAUCUACAUCUUGGGAUAUGAAUAGACAAACAAAUUCCACUGUUCCUCUAUAUAUGCUGUGGAAUUUGCCUGAAGACAAGCAUUAUUUAAUAGCUGAUCAUAAUUGGACACCAUACAAUACAUUGAAAACAAUCAACUUGCAUGUGCAGAAGAAUGAUAUUAUGGAGCCUAUUAAAAUACUAUUAGAAGAAAGAAGUCGUCAACAAAAAGAAAAUCCAAAUUUGCAUUGGAGUUUGUACAGAGAAUUAAUGUUUUUAUCAUUGGUCUCGUGUGGAGAAGAUAACAUAGAUAUUGACGCAUUCGAUCGAGAAUACAAGAUUGCCUAUAAAGAAAUGCAUCGUUUACAUUCAGAUCGAUUGUAUCCAGACGACAAAUCGCCAACUGUAAAAGCUUCUUUUUGUAGAAAAGCUUUCCAACCGCCCACACUUCAACCCCGAAAUCCAAAGUUAAUUUUAAUGUAAAAAUGUAAAAUAAAACAAAUUUAUUUUGAACAAUUAA